This is a messenger RNA of Centrocercus urophasianus (Greater sage-grouse), 4447 nucleotides long. RefSeq names its product transmembrane serine protease 7 (gene TMPRSS7). Gene Ontology annotation, molecular function: serine-type endopeptidase activity; protein binding. Gene Ontology annotation, cellular component: plasma membrane. The record is from RefSeq and is a predicted model, not a curated record. Gene Ontology annotation, biological process: proteolysis. The coding region runs from base 10 to 2493 and encodes 827 amino acids. NCBI's taxonomy places the organism in Eukaryota, Metazoa, Chordata, Aves, Galliformes, Phasianidae. The transcript has 19 exons.
UUUGUUGGAAUGGAUGAAAGAAUUGAUCACCCAGCAGCUAAGCCUGAAGAUGACCUAAGUGUAGCCAACAUCUCAGUCCAAAUGGUAUCUGUGGAAGACAAGUUGGUAAAGAGGAUUCUGGCGAGGAAAAAACAUGGCAAGCUGAAGAAAAAAGAAAAGAUGCUGUGGAAUUUUCAAAACCAAAUAAUUCUUUUUACCCUCAUACUAUUUGUUUUAGGAGUUGUAACCUGGACUUUACUGUGGUUGUUCAUUGUUCAGGCAGAAAACAAAGAUGCGUUGUACUUUGUUGGGUUGUUCCGUGUUGCCAACAUAGAGUUUCUCCCUGAAUAUAGGCAGAAGGAGUCAAAAGAAUUUCUCUCUGUGGCACAGAACGUCCAGCGUGUGAUGAACUUGGUUUACACGACCUCCUCUUUCUCCAAAUUUUAUAAGCAGUCCACUGUUACAGAAGUCAGUAACAACAAUAAUGGAGGCCUUCUUAUUCACUUCUGGAUCGUAUUUGUGGUACCGCAGGCGAAAGGCCAAGCACUGUGUGAGGACUGUGUGGCUGCCAUUUUAAAGGAUUCUAUUCAGACCAGCAUCGUUAACCGGACCUCAGUGGGAACUCUUCAGGACCUUGCAGUUGACAUGGACUCCAUUGUACUAAGUGCAGGUCUUCGGUCAGAUUACUGGUCAACAACAGGAACAGGAACAAAUUGUAUGUAUGAUCUGCAUGCUGAUCGUCUACAUGAGCAUUUUCCUCUGGAUAUCCAUGCUACCUCUGGGGGAACAGUGUGCUAUCUGAAACUGAUAGCAUUAGUGGGCCAUCUUAUACGUCUUUCAGUAGUAUCCCUUCAGAUUGAAGCAGAUAACUGCAUCACUGACUCACUAACUAUUUAUGAUUCUUUGAUGCCAAUCAAGCAUAAGAUACUGUAUCGGGCUUGCGAACCAGCUGAUUCCUUGGUAUCACUUGUGUCCACGAAUAAUCUGAUGCUGGUAAUAUUUAAGGCAGCACACGUAAAGGAACAGAAGGGAUUCCACGGCUAUUUUGAGGUCAUUACACAAGAAAGGUGUGGAAAAGCCAUAGUGACAAAAGAGAAAAUUGGCUAUGAAGGGAGAAUCACAAGUCCUUAUUACCCGAGCUAUUACCCUCCAAAAUGUCUUUGUGCGUGGAACUUCCAGACUCCACAGAAGAACCUCGGUAUAGCUCUGAAGUUUCAUAACUAUACCAUCAGUGAGAAGAAUAUUAAAGGCUGUGAACGGGGAUGGUGGAAAAUUAAUGAACACAUGUACUGCGGUUUCUAUGUUGAUCACCAAACAGUCUUCCACAUUGCAAGCUCUGCUGUUAACAUUGAGCUUCAGUGCAGUUCAAAGGUGUCAGAGAAGCCCCUUCUGGUGGAGUACGGCAGCUAUAACAUCAGCCAGCCAUGUCCACCCGGAUAUUUCAAGUGUUCUACUGGUUUAUGCAUCCAGCAGAUGCAGCGCUGUGAUGGGGUAAACAACUGCUUCGACGAAAGUGAUGAACUCUUCUGUGUUGUCCCUGAGUGGAACUGUAACUCCAGCUUUGCGAUACAGGAUAACUUGCUUGUCUGUAACGGGGUAAACGAUUGUGAGAAUGGAGAAGAUGAGCAAAACUGCACCAACAGUAUUCCUUGCACCAACCACACAUUUAGGUGCAGGAAUAACAUAUGCAUUAAGAAACAAAAUGCAAAAUGCGAUGGGACUGUGGAUUGUACUGAUGGAAGUGAUGAAAGCAGUUGCAGUUGCGGCAGCAGCAAGAGUGGCAAUCUCAUCUCUCGCAUUGUGGGUGGUACAAACACUAAGGAGGGUGAAUGGCCCUGGCAGGUCAGCCUCCAUUUUGUGGGAGCUGCGUACUGUGGGGCAUCAGUGAUAUCAAAAGAAUGGCUUAUAUCUGCAGCUCACUGCUUUCAAGGGAGCAAGCUGGCUGACCCCAGAGCAUGGCGUGCUCACUUGGGGAUGCGAAUACAAGGCCGUGCAAAGUUUGUAUCUGCAGUGAGACGGAUCAUUGUGCACGAAUACUACAACAGCAGGAACUAUGACUAUGACAUUGCGUUGCUGCAGCUGAGCAAGCCGUGGCCAGAUACAAUGAGCCAUGUCAUUCAGCCAAUCUGCGUGCCUCCUUUCUCACACAAAGUUCGCAGUGGUGAGAAGUGCUGGAUAACAGGUUGGGGCCAAAAGCAGGAAGUGGAUGAUGAAGGUGCUGCAAUUCUUCAGAAAGCAGAGGUAGAAAUUAUUGACCAAACGUUGUGUCAUUCCACAUAUGGAAUUAUCACAGCCAGAAUGUUUUGUGCAGGAUUAAUGUCUGGAAGAAGAGAUGGGUGCAAAGGUGAUUCUGGUGGGCCAUUGUCAUGUCAAAGCAAUGAAGAUGGAAAAUGGUUUUUGACUGGCAUUGUUAGCUGGGGUUAUGGAUGUGGAAGACCAAAUUUUCCUGGUGUCUACACAAGAGUGUCAAAUCUUGCCCCAUGGAUUUACAAACAUGUGCCUUCAGUCAUAUAACUUGAAAGCUAUUUUGCUGGAAUAAACGUGCUGGAUAUCUUCAUUAGAAAGCAUGUUAGGCUAAAAACUGUUCAGUGUGGGAAUUUCUUUGCAUGUCUCCCUGAUGUCACAAUACUUGAUUCUGGAGUGCGUAUAUGGCAGUAUAUGGCAGUAACAAGCGCCUUUUGUUCAAGCCUCAGGGAAAGGAGAAUCGGAGAAAAAUCGGAGAAAAAAUCUUGAGAUUGCUCUAUAGAGAUAUCUGGGAACACUGGAGAUGUGGAAAUAAGCACCUGGUCCAUUUUGUUGUUUUUACAUGGCACAUGUUAUGUGUAAUCUAUCAGGAAAUUGAAGAUACAGCUGACUAUCUGAUGGCAGCUUAAAUCUGACUCACAUUUUUCCUCUCAGCUGUGCAUACAGUAAUUAAGAGUGGCAUAGCAGUCAGCCACUAGUACUUUUGCUAAUCCUGGUUUUCCUGCCCUUUCCAGUAGAGAGAGAGAGAGAAAAUGAAUUGCAGCAAGUGAGCUUAAUCCUCUCAAGUAGCAGGACACUCAUUUUGGAGAUCAGAAGUUCUGCAGAUAAGCAUGGAACAAAGCAUUAGCAAUAUACCUUUUCCAGCUUCUGUUUUAAUUGUCUGCAUGCUUUGAAACUACUGUUUUAUUUCCUGUCUUAUUUUCCCCCUAGUGAAGAUUUUACAUGUAUCAUCCACCUGAGAAUUUGAUAUUUUUUUUUUUUAUCUUCAGGCUACCUUGACAAGAUGAGUAAAUAUGAUGAUGUUUGUUACUGCAGUGGUCUUGCUCUUGUCCACAUGAAAUUGAUUCUUCUGCUCGCCGAUAGGUGUCUUGAAUCAUCACGUAUUUGGGUUCUCUGAAUGUAUAUAUCGUAAACAAAAUAAUAGAUACUGAUUUCAUUUUUGGAGAUGAUGAAAAAGAGAUUUCAUUUAGUCUGAGCUCUUCUUAGGGGUUUCUUUUCCCUAAAAGAGAGGGCGAAGUGUUGGCCAUUUAGCAGUUUGUGCACACAGUGGAGGUAGACUUGUAGGAAGAGGAGGAUGCUAACAAAGCAGUCUGUCUACAGCUGUAUUUUGCAUUCCUGACCUGUAACGAUUGCUUUCCAGUUAAUCCCUUCUGUAGUCACCAUGUGACCUGUGUUUGACUUCGGUUGUUUCAUUUUUUGUUUUCCGGAGUACAGUUUCCUAGGACCUCUUCUGUGUUGUUGUUUGUAUUUUGCUCCCUCUAUCCAGCUUUGUUCUUGUUCUUGGCUAUAUACACAUGAAGGUAUCGUAUGUAAUGCGUAAUUUCCCCAUGUGAAUCCUCAAUUUUCUUCGUUUCUUUUAUGUGCAGAACUCUCUGAAGUUGUUGGCUUGUUGACUUGAUGUCAUUUUCAAGUCUGAAUAGGAAAUACGUUAAUUGCUUUGCAGUUAUGUUUGUUCUGCUGUGCAGGUUUAAGUCUGUCACACUUAAAACUGGAAAAUUCAGGUGAUCUUUCAAGUUGUUUUCUCUCUUUUAUAAAGAUUUGUGUGGAUCCCAUCAGGUGUUCUUUAGAAAUUACAGUAUUUAUUCUGGGAUUUUUCUCACGUAAAUUGCUUGUGUGUCCUUUCUGUUUUCGAAUAAAGGGAUCUGUAUCUUACUCUAGCAGUUAGGAAAACAAAGAGUUACAGUGAUGGCAACUUUUCCUCCCCACCUUCUUUGAUUGCAGAUCAGCUGGCUCCAGCUUUCAGCAGUAUGGCAAAGGUGAAAUGAGAGAAGCCUGGUAUGCGAGCUGGUGAGCAGUAUGCUAUUACUGGUUUAUGUUUAAGGAAUGAGGUUCAUCUAGGAUUUUUGUUAUUACGUUUCUCAGAAGGCAUUUCUCAAGGCAUCAUGACACAGGCUUUUCCCUCCAGACGGGUUUCUGUGUACAGCAUACCAGCUCCAUACCACCCUGAGCAGGCUGAUGGGCAGGAAAAUCUGUAUAUUCGCUACUGCACAUCCUACCAAAAGGG